Molecule: messenger RNA, 1383 nt
Organism: Microdochium trichocladiopsis
Lineage: Eukaryota; Fungi; Ascomycota; Sordariomycetes; Xylariales; Microdochiaceae
Product: major facilitator superfamily domain-containing protein
Exons: 3
Coding region: 1-1383 (460 amino acids)
Biological process (GO): carboxylic acid transport; transmembrane transport
Cellular component (GO): plasma membrane
Molecular function (GO): carboxylic acid transmembrane transporter activity
Source: RefSeq, a predicted model, not a curated record
AUGGUAUUCUCAGGAAUUGCUCUGGGUUCAGAUGGAUACAAUGCCUCAAUCAUGGGUAAUCUCAACCUGCUCCUGGCAGUCAUCUACCCCGACGUCCUGACAAAAGACAUGCGCGCACGCCUCUCGAACGCCUUUCUCAUUGGCAUGAUCGUCGGCAUGUUGGGUUUUGGGGUUGUGGUCGACCAACUCGGUCGCAAGACCGGUGCCAUCGCUACUACGCUCUUGUUGCUUCUUGGCGUCGUGCUCAGCGCAGCAGCCAGCGGGGCCGGUGGUUCAUCAACUGGUCUGCUCUGGAUGCUCAUCAUUGCACGGGGCAUCGCCGGCGUAGGAGCGGGAGGCGAGUACCCCGUUGCCGGUGCUGGUGCAGCCGAAGCUUCCGAUGAAGCGGCACAUCUGAGGAAUAGGCGCGGCUUCAUCUUCGCGUUGAUCUCGGAUCUUGCGGCCGGGCUGGGAUACUGCUGGGGCGCGCUGGUGCCCCUCUUGUUGCUUCUCUGCGUUCACCAGAGCGAAGAAAAGUACGAGAUCGUAUGGCGCACGGCUCUAGCGCUGGGUGCUAUCCCUCCACUAUCCAUCUUCUGGUUCCGCCUGCGCAUGCGAGUGUCGACUGCAUAUCGAAAGUCCGCCAUGCGCAAGCAGCGAGUCCCCUACUGGUUGAUCUUCAAGAAGUAUCACCGCCGUCUUGCGGGUGCUUCCGCAGCGUGGUUCUUGUACAACUGGAUCUCCAUCCCCUUUGGUAUCUUCAGCUCAGUCAUUAUUUCACAAGUCAAUCCCUCCAAUUCUCUUGUGGAGAACCUGGGUUGGGGAUGUCUGAUCAACUGCUUCUAUUUGCCGGGCCCAUUCAUUGGUGGAUAUCUGGCGGACAAGAUCGGUCGCAGACAGACGCAGGCGCUUGGGUUCAUGCUGCAGGCCAUCUUGGGCUUCAUUCUCGGUGGGCUCAACCAGCAGAUACAAAGAAUCUUCCCGUUGUUCGUUGUCAUGUAUGGUGUCUUCCUGACUCUGGGCGAGGUUGGACCUGGAAGUACUGUCGUCCUCGGCGCAACGGAGCCAUUCCCUACUGCCGUGCGUGGUCAGAUCAUGGGUCUUAUUUCAGCCUUUUCCAAAGCUGGCGCAGCCAUUGGAACACAGGUCUUCACCUCCAUUUCGGCUGCCUACAUCGAUCCUGAGAAGGCGAACCAGGUUGCUUUCCUUGUUGGCUCUGGCUUUGCCGUUCUGGGCGCCUUGAACGCAUGGUUUGUGGUACAAGACGGUGACAAGAUAUUGGACAACGAGGAUGGCAUUUGGAAGGAGUACCUGGUCUCACAGGGCUGGGAAGCUACGUGGGGUGAUAAGGAGACUGUCGACCCCGCCAGGGCGCUCGCUUAUGAAGUCAAGGAGACUUCUUGA